This is a messenger RNA of Hemiscyllium ocellatum (epaulette shark), 2583 nucleotides long. Its product is annotated as protocadherin-10-like. Gene Ontology annotation, cellular component: plasma membrane. Gene Ontology annotation, biological process: homophilic cell-cell adhesion. Bases 1 to 2583 code for a protein of 860 amino acids. Gene Ontology annotation, molecular function: calcium ion binding. Lineage: Eukaryota; Metazoa; Chordata; Chondrichthyes; Orectolobiformes; Hemiscylliidae. The transcript is spliced from 2 exons. The record is from RefSeq and is a predicted model, not a curated record.
AUGAUGACUGGAAAGAGAUCGUGGACAGGAACAAGGCAAGUGCUGUGCUUUAUUGCCGUGUCCUGCUUUGCAAAUUUGAUUUCUGGACAAAUCCGCUACAGAAUUCCGGAAGAACUAAAGCAUGGAGCUUUUGUUGCCAACAUUGCUGAUGAUUUAGGUUUAAAUGUCAGUAAGCUAACUGCCAGAAGACUACGUAUCGUGUCUGGUGCCUCUGCGCAGUACUUGGAGGUAAAUUUGGGCAAUGGCAUUUUGUUCGUGAAUGAAAAAAUAGAUAGGGAACAGCUCUGCGGUCUGAUUCUCACUUGUUUUCUACAUCUGGAAGUUGUUAUCGAAAAUCCUCUUGAACUGUACCGUAUUGAAGUAGAGAUUCUAGAUAUAAAUGAUAACUCACCAACUUUCUUGAGGAAGGAUAUCUUUUUGGACAUUAUAGAAUCGGCUUUGCCAGGGACACGAUUCCCUCUCGAGAGUGCUCACGACCCAGACGUGGGCACUAACUCAGUUCACACCUAUAGGCUCAGUCCAAAUGACCAUUUUAUCUUGGAUGUGGAGACACGAAGUGAUCGCAGCAAAUUCGCAGAGCUGGUGUUGGAUAAGAUGCUGGACAGAGAGCAACAACAGACCCAUCAUCUAGUUCUGACGGCAGUUGACGGAGGGGUGCCAAAGCGGUCUGGUUCUAUCUUGAUCACUGUUAAUGUCCUGGAUGCCAAUGACAAUUUGCCUGUUUUCGAACAGACGAUUUACAAAGUUUCCUUGGAAGAGAAUGCGCCAAAGGGGGCGUUAGUAUUAACAUUGAACGCCAGCGAUUUAGACGAAGGUUCCAAUAGCGAGAUAGAAUAUUCUUUCAGUAGUCAUACUCCUCCGAGAGUACGCGAACUGUUUAAUGUGGACUCCCAUACAGGUGAGAUUCGAGUUAAAAGUACGAUAGAUCACGAAGAAAUGAAUACGUACGAAAUUUAUAUUCAAGCCAAGGACAAAGGUGGCCCCUAUGCAAUACCUGUGCAUUGUAAGAUUCUUGUAGACAUAAUUGAUGUGAAUGAUAAUGCGCCUGAAGUGAUCCUGACUUCUUUGUCCAGUCCAGUGAUGGAGGACGCCAUGAUCGGGACAGUAAUUGCUCUCAUCAGUGUUACAGACCUAGAUUCUGGGGAAAAUGGACAGAUUAACUGUGAGAUUACUCAGGAAGUUCCAUUUCGGCUUCAGUCAUCUUUUAAGAACUAUUACACAUUGGUGACGACCGCUCCUCUAGACCGCGAAAGAGUACCAGAAUACAACAUCACAAUUAUGGCAAUUGAUUCAGGAUAUCCUUCUCUUUCUACAAACAAAUCUAUAUUUCUCAAGGUUUCAGACGUGAAUGACAAUGCUCCAAGAUUUUCGAAAUCUUCAUACACAGUGUAUGUCACAGAAAACAACGCACCUGGCGCUACCGUUUGCUUUGUGACAGCAUUGGACCCUGAUUCGAAUCAAAACGCCUACCUAUCUUAUUCUAUCAUGGACAGUACGAUCCACGGAUUACCCUCCAAAACCUAUGUCUCAAUCAAUUCAGAUAAUGGCAACGUCUACGCAUUACGUUCAUUCGACUACGAACAACUAACAGAUUUUCAAAUCCAAAUCCAAGCUCAGGAUGCUGGAUUUCCACCACUCAGUGGUUCUACCAAAGUUAAUGUGGUCAUCCUGGAUCAAAAUGACAACGUUCCGGUGAUUGUCUCCCCAAAGCCAAGGAACGGUUCAGUUGCACGACAUAAACUGUCGCAAUCUUUGCACCCGGGGCAAUUAGUGAUCAAAGUCAUUGCCACAGACGCUGACUCUGGACAGAAUGCAAAGCUCUCCUAUCUAUUACUGCGAGCAACAGAUCCUACACUAUUCAACUUGGCACUCCACACAGGCGAAAUAAGGACGACCCGGCGUCUGGGAGACAGAGAUAUCCCGAAGCAAACUCUGCUCAUCCUCGUGAAAGAUAAUGGGCAACCUCCUCUUUCAGCCACGGUCACCAUCGUAUUUUCAAUAAUGGAGAACAUUACAGAUAUUCUGCCUGAAAUCAGCAAUUUACCUGAGAAUGCAGAGCAAAAUUCUGCUUUAUUAUUUUAUAUAAUUAUCACAUUGGGAUGCAUUUCACUUGUAUUCAUUGUGGCCAUUAUCAUCGUCGCUACCAUCAAGUGCCACCAAUACAGAAACAAUGCCCACAACUGCAACACCGCCGUCGGGAAUUGUUGUUGCAUUCAGCAUUUGAAUUCGGCAGAUAUUUUGCAAGCCUCUAAAACAAAUCCCCAAGUAACCACCAAUCCUAAAGCGCCACCUGACUUUUUAGAGGUAGGUGGAAGUGGGAUAGUCUCACAGGCCUAUUAUUACAAGGUGUGUUUGACCCCUGAAUCUGCGAAGAGUGAUUUUACUUUCCUCAAACCAUACAGCCCAGGGAAACCCGAUGGUGGGACAAGCACCAGUGACCCAGAUGGAGUGGAAUGGAAAGGAUAUUCACCAAAACGUUUAAAUACUGAUGUUUCAACUGCCAAUUUCAAUUCGAAAGUCAUUAAAUUUCGCAAGUGGAAUGAAGAUUUAUCCAGUCAGGCUAAUCAGAAAGAUCGAGAAUGA